ACCACCCGAUAUCUCUCAUCCGGCAAAUGAUGCUUCGGACCUUCUAUUUGCCUUUCUUAGUCGUGGGUCCUCAUCAAUUUGUCUGGUGCGAUCAGUCACCAGUGCAACUUUCCGUUGGAAGUCCCGGAAAGUCAUGAUCAUCUGCCCCCGAAGGCUUGGCGACGUGAUGUCUUGCCAUUCGAUUUGAUUUAUUGCUCAGGUAACCUCCUCUGAUGGAGGAUAGAUGUGGGAGACAACUCUGAUGGUCCUCUUUUCUUUGCAAGAUCUUUCACUAAAAGAGACACGUCUCUUUGCUCCUUUCGUAGAAGUCUACGAUCAUUCUGGCUUCUGACAACCAUGGAUGAGAAAGCAGCCUCUGGGGCCGACGGUCCCCCUGAUCCGACACAUCCGCGCACCAGUGCCAUCGACACUGAACAUCACUAUCCUCACCGAAGCGACCCUACAGCGUUUGGUCGCCAUAGCUUACAGAUUACCCAGCAGCAAAAGCCUACUUCGACGUCGCAUACUGACGGGCAACGACGAUACGGGGUCACUCCCAGCACAAGAGAUGAAGACAUCAAUGAUGAAAAGAGAUCGCGUACGAAGAAUCUACCAGACAUCAACACACCCCGCCGCCCAGCAUCAGCACCACACAACCAACCCUCAUCCCCAAACUCCCCAAAGAACCGCACCGCCCGACUAAGCCAUGACUUCAACCGCCGCUACGACGGCCCCUUCAGCCGUCCAAGUCCCGUCAUGACCCGGCGAAGCACCCACUCGCCCACCCGACCAUCUCCGGACCCAACCACACCCCACCCCGGCGAACCCCCCGAACCCCCGAACCCCCCGACAGCAAUCGCUCUCUUCUGGACCUUCAUCCUCAUCGACUCCAUCGCCAUGCCGAUAGCACUCUACUUCGGCCUCUGGUACGGCGUCGGCCCAGGCACAAACAUCCCCACCGAAAAACGGGAGAAACUUUCCCCCAACACAGUCUUCACCAUCGUCACCGCCUCCGUGGGUGGCGCCAGCAUCGUCGAGUACUUUGUCCGCUUCUGGCGGCUUUGGCGUAAGGGGAGCACGUGUCGUGUCAUUGGGGCGCAUAGGUGGUACCUAGACUGGUUUCACUGGAACUUUUCGUUGGCGUGGAUUAUUAUCAUGAUUGAGCUCAUCGUAUGCACAAUCCCAAAAAACCCCCCAAUCCACCUCCUCUCCCUCCCAGCCCCAACAAUGCUCCUCACCUUCGGCACCCAACUCCUCCUCAUCGACGUCCUCCGCGCCCUCCACAUCCCCUCGCCCAUCCGCAUCUCCUCCAUCCCCCGACACGCACAGCUCCGACCGGGGAUCUACUCCCUCAUAGAAGACAUCUGCGCCGUCGACGGCUCAGGCGGGACCGAAUUCCGCGUGGCGCUUGAUAGGCGGUAUGAAGCGAGCCACGUCUUUCGCGCAAUGUUGAGGAGGGUGGGUGUUUUUUGGGCUGUUGGUGCCGAGGGGUGUGCAGUGGUUUGUGUGGUGUUGGUGUUUAUGUUGGACGGGGAGGUUGGGUAUGUUGUUGGGUGGAGUUUGCCGUUUGUGUGGGCUGGGGUUUGGACGGGUGCGACGUUUUGGUAUGUCAAGAGGGAGUUGAAGAGGGAGGCGAAGGCUUGGAGGGAGGAGGUUGCGAGGAAGGGGGUUGCGGGGUCGACGUCGUCGGUCUAAUCGACACAGCUCUGUCACAGACAGAACAUGUCAUAAUGGAACACAAAUCACGAACCUGAAAUGUACGAAACAUUGAUGCUUGGAGAUUUUAUCUUGAUUUUUACUUUCAU
Messenger RNA from Colletotrichum phormii, 1784 nucleotides. RefSeq lists its product as uncharacterized. The record is from RefSeq and is a predicted model, not a curated record. The coding region runs from base 337 to 1674 and encodes 445 amino acids. NCBI's taxonomy places the organism in Eukaryota, Fungi, Ascomycota, Sordariomycetes, Glomerellales, Glomerellaceae. The transcript is spliced from 3 exons.